UUACGCAACUCCACAAGUAUUCUGAAUCCCCCUCCCUUUCACCUUCCUCGAUGCGUUCUCACUCCCACGGCCACCCAUAACCAAAACCGCCUCAUCAUAUCCUUCAAUGGCCCCAAAGAAAGACAAAGCCCCUCCUCCAUCAUCCAAGCCUGCAAAGUCUGGAGGUGGCAAGCAGAAGAAGAAGUGGGGCAAGGGAAAGCAGAAGGAGAAGGUGAACAACAUGGUGCUGUUCGACCAAGCUCCUUAUGACAAGCUUCUCGCCGAAGCUCCUAAAUACAAGCUCAUCACUCCCUCCAUUCUCUCUGAUCGUUUGAGGGUACUUUUACCAGCCUCUUAUGUUUAUCAUUUAUAUACGCAAAUCCUUCUGUUGUAUCAUGUUUUCCAUUACUCUUGCAUCAUUCAAUUCUGAUACUAUUGAAUUUUUCAUCUGGAUGUGGUUAUAUGAUUCAUUGCUGAUUAUGCCAGGGCUUAUAGUGUUGAAUCGGGGAUAUUUGGGUGUUAAUUAUUGAUGAUAGAUGAGCUUGAUUGAUGUUUUUUAUUUUCAGGGAUUUAUCCAGGUUUUUAAUUAUACCUUUGGGAUUGACUUUUGUUGUCUGAAUUAAUAUGACUCGAUAAUUCAUUCUUUCUAAUCAUCUGUUUCUCUAAUUAAGGUUUCCGGUAUACACUUCAUUCAUUGUGCUACGAAGUUAGGCAUCGUUUAUUACUCUGUUCUUUUCUUAUGUAUGGAUGCUUCUAAAUGCACGCAUGAAUUGUAUUACGUGAACCUGCAUUUGGCCAUGUAAGUCAAAUAUUGUUUUGUUUGCACCUCACUUGGAUUUGGAUAAAGGAAUGCUCAGGUAUUUAUCCAGGUCAGUUUUUUAUUAUAGCUAAUAGCUUGUAGUGUAGCUUAUAAAAGUUAAACUGUGCCUUAAUGGAAGCAAAAGGCAAUUGAAGUAUCAAUCUAAAAUACCUUUGGGGUGAACUCUUGUUGUUCGAUUAAUACGACUGUAAAGCAUUUGUUCUUUCUAAUUGACUGUUUCUUUAAUUACGCUUGUGCCAUUGUACUGUAGAGUUGGAUGUUGAUUGGUUGCUUGGGUUAUAAUUCUUUUUAUAUAUGUGUGCUCCUUGAUGUGU
Molecule: messenger RNA, 1113 nt
Organism: Hibiscus syriacus
Lineage: Eukaryota; Viridiplantae; Streptophyta; Magnoliopsida; Malvales; Malvaceae
Product: 40S ribosomal protein S25-3-like
Exons: 3
Coding region: 107-409 (100 amino acids)
Cellular component (GO): cytosolic small ribosomal subunit
Molecular function (GO): structural constituent of ribosome
Source: RefSeq, a predicted model, not a curated record